AUGGCUGAUAACGAACAGAAGGCAAUGCAAUUAUUAGUGGAAGCUGAAAAAAAGUUAACAUCUUCAAAGGGCUUCUUCGGUUCGCUAUUUGGAGGAUCAUCAAAGUUUGAAGAAGCUGUAGAAUGUUAUCAACGUGCUGCAAAUAUGUUCAAGAUGGCAAAGAAUUGGAGUUCUGCAGGAAGUGCAUUUUAUGAAGCAGCAGAGUUACAUGCUAAAGCAGGCAAUCGUCAUGAUGCAGCUACUAAUUAUGUAGAUGCUGCUAAUUGUUUUAAAAAAUCUAAUAUAAAUGAGGCAAUCAGUUGUCUAUUAAAAGCAAUUGAAAUUUACACUGAUAUGGGUCGAUUCACAAUGGCAGCCAAACAUCAUCAAAGUAUAGCUGAGAUGUAUGAAAGUGAAGCUGUAGAUCUUGAGAGAGCAGUUCACCAUUAUGAGCAAGCUGCUGAUUAUUUUCGUGGAGAAGAGAGCAAUUCCUCUGCAAAUAAAUGUCUUUUGAAAGUUGCACAGUAUGCUGCACAACUUGAAAAUUAUGAAAAAGCUAUUCAAAUUUAUGAACAGGUUGCAUCUGCAUCUUUAGAAAGUUCUUUGUUGAAAUAUAGUGCAAAAGAAUAUUUUUUCCGAGCAGCGCUAUGUCAUUUAUGUGUUGAUGUAUUAAAUGCUCAACAUGCAAUUGAACGUUAUCAAGAACAAUAUCCUGCAUUCCAAGAUUCUAGAGAAUAUAAAUUGAUAAAGACAUUAAUAGAACAUAUCGAGGAACAACAACUCGAAGGUUUUACAGAAGCAGUAAAGGAAUAUGAUUCAAUUUCACGAUUGGAUCAGUGGUACACAACAGUAUUAUUACGUAUUAAAAAGCAAGUUGACGAUAAUCCAGAUCUGCGCUGAUCGGUUGUUCCUAUUUUGUGCUAUUUCUUAUCGAUGAUAUUAUUAAUCCAAUUCUAUAUGUAUUCUUUUUUAAGUCAUAUCCUGCUUUCAGUGGAACUUGUAAAGUAGUUUCGUUUUUGUACCCAAAUAUAUUUUUCAUAACAUCUCCUUGCUCUCUUGGCAACUAUUACAUUCAUCAUUUAAAUUAUCAUGAAUUUAUAGAAUAUUGUCAUUAAAAAAUAUAAAGAAAAAA
Molecule: messenger RNA, 1111 nt
Organism: Apis dorsata (giant honeybee)
Lineage: Eukaryota; Metazoa; Arthropoda; Insecta; Hymenoptera; Apidae
Gene: alphaSnap
Product: alpha-soluble NSF attachment protein
Exons: 5
Coding region: 1-879 (292 amino acids)
Biological process (GO): intracellular protein transport; SNARE complex disassembly
Cellular component (GO): vacuolar membrane; SNARE complex
Molecular function (GO): syntaxin binding; soluble NSF attachment protein activity
Source: RefSeq, a predicted model, not a curated record